Molecule: messenger RNA, 1325 nt
Organism: Trichoderma virens Gv29-8
Lineage: Eukaryota; Fungi; Ascomycota; Sordariomycetes; Hypocreales; Hypocreaceae
Exons: 2
Coding region: 148-774 (208 amino acids)
Source: RefSeq, a predicted model, not a curated record
UGCAACCCCUGUAGCACAUCAGAUCCAGCAAAUCUAUUGAGCGGAUAACUCCAAUUCCUCCAGAGAUCCCUUUUGCGCCUGGGGAGCGGGCUUGUGCUUGCAAGCUACGAAUACGCCUCCCAAGAUACAGACUCUUGACUCUUCAUCAUGGCGAGAACCUCAAGCAGCGAUGGGCUUUUCCUCAGCGCGCCUCGGUCGGACCCCGUCAACCAUCCCGUCUUCCCGGCCGACUCGCAUCCCCGGCUGGCCAUCAUGACUCCCACGAGGCUGCUGCUCGGCUCCGUAGCCUCCAGCCUGGUCGGAGCCUCUCUCGGAGCUGUUCAAGGUGGCCAGAUGGCGCAGCUGCGCUUCCGGGCUGAGCACGCGCACAAGAUGCCCGACACAACGGCGGGCUGGUAUCUGUAUCACAAGUCCAAGAACUACCACGCCAUGCAGGGGGGCAUCCGCGAAGGCUUCCGCAUGGGCUUCAAGACGGGCUUCUGGAGUCUGAUGGCCUUGUCCUUGGAGAGCACCGUCGACCGCUAUCGGGGGAGCAGCGACAUGUUUUCGACUGUGGUGGCGACGCUUACCGUCGCAGGCGCAUUUUCGCUCUGGCAUCGAUUCUCGCUUUCCACCGCCGCGCGCACUGCAAAGUACGGGCUGGUCUUUGGCCUGGCCUACGGAGGCGUCCAGGAUCUGGUGGGCUUAGCCCGUGGCAGACCGAUUGGGUAUGUGGAGAUGAUCCGACGUCGGUUUGGCUCUGGCGCUCGGUCACGCGAAGGCGACGACGUCUAGAGGCAAACCUGCGCCGUCAGCAGCCGCUUUCGUUUGCAUCUCAGCACAAGGCAGUGGAGAUGGUCUCAUUUCCUCUUGGCGGUAUCAGCCAACGGAGCACGGAGCAUUGCUUGGGAUAGAUGCAUUACUAAAGCCCUGAAAGAAGUAAAGAAGGGAAGGGGGUGGGAGAUGAGCAAACAAGAGACGACCAAAGUCGACGGCCGCGUCCUCUAGACGGACGAGCCAAGAACCCCCCACGGUAACAUGUAAGCUCAACCUCACGACACUUGAGUCGGGCCUCACUUAUUCCGACAUCAUAUGGCUACAUAUACUGCUAGCUACAGGAUGGAUGAAACCAGACCAGAUUGGAACAAGAAGAAGAAGAAGAAGAAGCCAAGAGGAAAAGAGAAGGCUCAACUUGUUGUAUAUACAAACACUAGUGCAACGCGCUACUCUCGCAUCAUAUUAUGAUCAUGAUAUCAUUCCAGAGAGAGGGGAAAGAGGGCAAGAAUUGGCGAUUGGACGCUCCCCCUCGAUUCAUGCAUAAUCAAAAUCCAACGCGAGUUCACCUG